Molecule: messenger RNA, 1620 nt
Organism: Anoplopoma fimbria (sablefish)
Lineage: Eukaryota; Metazoa; Chordata; Actinopteri; Perciformes; Anoplopomatidae
Source: RefSeq, a predicted model, not a curated record
GAACGCGGUGCUAAUGUAGUCACGCGGCUGCAGGUCGGUCCUUUGGCUUUAGCAGAUGACAGGAGGGUGUUUUGGGCCGCCGAGGAGACAGCACUGAUAUGGGUGAGGCUCAGUCUAGGUCAGCGAUGCUUCACCAUCGGGACCAACCUCUGAACUCAGCCUACGGGGGUAAAGGAGGCUCCAGCAAUGGCUCCUCCUCCUCGCUGCGAAACAGGAAGGGUGACAAAGAUGGCAAUUUCAACUUCCUGUCGGGCAAAGACAACCAGGGCACCGGAGGAGGAGGGGACGAGAACCGAAACCCGGUGCGGCCCCGCAACUUGGGCCCGCUGGGUCGCGACCCUCCCAACUCCUCGUCGUCCUCUGGUUAUCACCACAACUCGGGGGUACUGUCGCCGCGCUCCCGCCUGCCCUGCUGGAGCCCCCUGGAGCCCCUGCCGGAAAUCGAGUGUGGGGACGACGGUUAUGGCCGAGUGCCCCCCGACGGAGCAGAGGAGGGUAGGAUGCAGGAGGAGGAGAGGAGGGUGAUGAUGAGCCAUAUUGAGGAGAAGCAGAUGGAGAUGCAGAGGAGAAAAAGCAGCAGGGGAAGGGAGGAAGAGGAAGACGUUGCGCUGCUGGAGGACGGAGACGAAUGGGGCGACAGCGACUCUGAGUCCGAGUUCAGCAACCGCUCCAAUGGCAGCAUGUCCUCCCUCAACAUGGACAGUGGGGGCGAAGGGAAGCUCAUGGGAGGCUGGGACCGCUUGGGGUCGGGGAACCAAAAUCCAACCACCAGGAAAGCGACCCGACCAGAAACGACAACCAAGAACCGGCGGGGGAGACGCAGAAGCUUCAGCCGAAAGUCGCUGACAGGAAGUAACCUGGGAAAUCUUCUGGAGGAAGGAGCCGAGGAGGAAGGCGACGACCGGUCUUCAGACUCGGAAGGCGAGAUGCCGGAGCUGAUGGACGCGGUUUGGACGCUGCGAGACCGCGAGCGCUUCAAGGCCCAGGAGAUGGAGAAGCACCAGGUGCAGCUGACCAUGUACCGCCGCCUGGCGCUGAUCCGAUGGGUCCGCACCCUGCAGGGCCGCAUCCAGGAGCAGCAGAACCGACUGCAGUCCAGCUUCGACGUCAUCCUCACGCAGAGGAAGGAGCUGCUGCGCAUGGGCGCCGCCGCUUCCGUGGCCAAUGCCACGCCCCCUGCUGCCACCGCCAUCGUCCAAUCGUAAAGAGAGAGAGAAGGGGAGGAUCUGAAACAGGAAGUGGUUCCGAAACAAAAUUUUUUGGUUCUGCUUGCUUCCAUCCUGAAGACAUUUUGCCUGAAUAAAAAAAAACAGUCUCCAAUCUUCUUGGCAGACAUCUUUAAGCUUCACACUCAUGUUGCUGAUUGUCAUGAUUUUCUUUACUGAUGUCUCCCCCAGAGCAUCAAUACAUAAAUGUAUCAACACCAAAACCAGAACACUUUAAUGCGAGAUUAAGAUGUUUAUAUCAAAAAUAUCUGUAUGUCUGUACGCUGUUGUUUUUUGUCUUGACCUGUGCGUUGAAAAUACUGUACCAAAAAUAGAAUAUUGUGUAGAUGUAACUGUUUGAGAUAAUUUGUACUCUGAGAUCAUGCUGUAUAUAGAGAGAUGAUAGUUAAAUUCA